This is a messenger RNA of Mesorhabditis spiculigera, 759 nucleotides long. Lineage: Eukaryota; Metazoa; Nematoda; Chromadorea; Rhabditida; Rhabditidae. The record is from the annotation of a GenBank genome assembly.
AUGAGCUCCGUUUGCCCCACCUUUGACAACGUUGUAAUUGAUCAGGCUACGGUGGUUGGAUAUCCCAAUGUUAGCCUCAGCUGUCCAGCUUCAACUUUCUGCCUCUUCGGCUCGACUAACGGAAUCGGCUACGUGCACCUUUGCGUGACGUCCAGGCCUGCGGUUGCUACGACACCCGCGCCAAGCACGAUUUGCCCGAGCCUGGAAAAAUACGUGGUCGAAACGGCGUAUACUGGACCCGCUUUCAACGGUAUCUGCCCGGUCGCGCAGUACUGCAGAAGUACCGACGGACGUGACAUGUGCUUCCAGAUGGGAGACGUUUGUCCCACCGAAUACAAGACCAACCUCGAUGCGGCAGCUGUUGUUGGACAUCCUGGUGGCGACUUGACCUGUCCAUCCGACAGUCACUGCGUCUUCGGAUCGACUGAUGGAGUUGGAUACGUGCAUUAUUGUAUGAAUGGAAGCUACGCAGCCGGCUUCCAAACUGGGCUUUGCCCACCGCUUGAGGCUGGGGUCGAUAAGGAGGGAAAUGCGGGAGCAGCCAAUGCCCGAAACUGCGAUGACUAUUUUUGCCGUAACGUCGAUGGCAAGGACCUGUGCUUUGACUCAUCUGCGAUCUGCUCCAGCAGCUACGAGGGUGUCAUCCCCCAGUCUGAUGUCGUGGAAAUUCCCGACUCCGACCUGGCGUGCCCCAACGGCUCUAGCUGCGUGUUCGGCACCACCGACGGCACCGGAUACAUCUACUACUGCGUCAAGGCU